This is a messenger RNA of Salvia miltiorrhiza (redroot sage), 2595 nucleotides long. Its product is annotated as receptor-like protein 6. Lineage: Eukaryota; Viridiplantae; Streptophyta; Magnoliopsida; Lamiales; Lamiaceae. The record is from RefSeq and is a predicted model, not a curated record. The coding region runs from base 1 to 2595 and encodes 864 amino acids. The transcript is spliced from 2 exons. Gene Ontology annotation, molecular function: protein binding; metal ion binding.
AUGAGAUUCCGAAUCAUGUUUGAAUCUGCUUUCUUGAUUCUACUGUUUUUCUCAAACUCGGAUCUUGGAUUUGGAUUUGUCUCAGGCCAGUCUGAGAAAGAGCUGCUGCUCCAGUUCAGAAGCAGCCUAACAUAUGAUUCCUCAGCCUCAGCCAAGCUGGUGCACUGGAACGAAUCCGCCGACUUCUGCCGUUGGGAGGGAGUGGAAUGCGACUCCAGCAGCCGAGUUUCAGGCCUCGACCUCAGCGGAGAAUCAAUCUCCGCUGGGAUCAAUGGCAGCAGCACCUUGUUCAAGCUCUCACAUCUGCAGAGCUUGAGCUUAGCUCAAAACACCCUUGAUUCUGUCAACUUGCCCUCCGAGUUCGGACACCUCAUCGAGUUGAGGUAUCUCAACCUCAGCAGCUCCGGCUUCUCCGGGCAGAUUCCGUUGAGUCUCUCAAACUUGACGAGGUUAGUCGUUCUCGAUCUCUCCAACAAGUUUUACUCAUCGCUUACGCUUGAGAAUGAUGAUCUUGGGAGACUGGUUCGAAACCUUAAUAGCUUGAGAGAACUCUAUCUUGCUAAUGUGAAAAUCUCAGCAAAUGGGAGUGAAUGGAGCAGUGCUUUAUCAUCAUAUCUUCCAAAUUUGAGAGUUCUGAGCUUGUCUGAUGCACAUCUCACUGGCCCUCCUGAUCCCUCCUUGCUAAAACUCUCAUCCCUCUCAGUCAUACGUCUCGAUGGGAACACGUUCUCGUCUCCCUUCCCGUCGUUUUUAGCAGAUCUCCCAAAUCUGAGAGUGCUCUCUAUGAGCUCGUGUGGUUUAUUCGGUGUGGUUCCGAGAAAACUUUUCCAAAUAAAGAGCCUUCAGGAGAUCGACUUGAGCAACAAUCGGGCUCUCGAGGGCUCGUUGCCUGACUUUCCUGUGAACGGAUCUCUUGAAAACUUGGUGCUUAGUUACACAAGAUUCUCAGGAAAUGUACCAGAGUCUAUAGGCAAUCUGAGAAUGCUGUCAAAUCUUGAUGUUAGAAGUUGCAGUUUUUCUGGGCAGAUUCCUAGUACAAUCAAAAACCUUAAUCUACUUGUCUAUUUGGAUCUCUCUGUAAACCAGUUUUCUGGCUCUGUUCCCUCCUUUGCCUUCUUGAAGAAUCUUCAAGUGUUGAAUCUUUAUAGAAAUAGAUUAACUGGACAGAUUCCUGAUUCUCUAUGGAAAGGCCUUGAGAAUCUGGGAUUUCUUGAUUUGAGUGAGAAUUCAUUACAAGGUGAAAUCCCACCAUCUUUAUUUGCUCUGCCACUUCUCAAAUCACUAGGCAUGUCCAAUAACAGUUUCUCUGGUUUCAUCAAAGUCUCAACAAACACUUCAUCCUCUCCCUUAGAAGUUGUUGACCUCAGCCUCAACAGUCUAGAAGGUUCCGUACCUCGGAUCUUCUUUGAGCUCCGGAAUCUUUCCAGCCUGUCCCUUUCAUCCAACAAGUUCAGCGGCUCCCUGAAGCUCACGGAUUUCAGCAAGCUGAAAAAUCUUGUCAGUUUAGACCUCUCCUACAACAAGCUGUCUCUACGCGCUGAGGAAGAAGCUCAGCUGUCGAAGCUGUUUCCGCGGCUAGGAACUCUCAUGCUGGCAUCCUGCAAUCUGCAGAAGCUUCCUAACUUGAGAAACCAGUCAUCUCUGAUGAUGCUUGAUCUCUCACGGAAUCUUCUAGAAGGUGAGAUUCCCAACUGGCUAUGGAGAGUUGGUGACGAUGGAUUCCUCUUUAGAUUCUUGAAUCUCUCCCACAACGGAUUCAGUCACCUCCAGCAACCUUAUGCAAUGCGAGGCCUAGAUUCCCUCGACCUGCAUUCCAACAUCCUUGUCGGAGAGAUUCCAACUCCGCCGCCCUCAGCCUUCUACGUCGAUUUCUCGAGCAACAACUUUACCUCCAUCCUUCCAGAAAUCGGCAACAUCCUUAAAAGAGUCAUGACUUUCUCUGCAGCAGACAAUAGGAUCACCGGAGCCAUCCCGCCCUCGUUCAGCAACGCCACCGGGCUUCAGGCGCUGAACCUGUCACGCAACGCUCUCUCCGGCCACAUCCCAGCCACGUUGGGGAAGCUGUCGAGGCUCGGAUCGCUGGACCUCUCGUUCAAUGCUCUGGAUGGGAAGAUUCCGGUGGAGCUGGCGGGGCUCAAAUUCCUUUCAUUCUUGAAUCUUUCGUACAAUCAUCUGGUGGGCAGAAUACCGCUUCAGAAGUUUCCGGAAAGUUCUUUCAUCGGGAACGACGGGCUCUGCGGGCCGCCUCUCAACAGAACUUGCCAUGAGAGGGAGAUGGGGAAUGUGGAGAGAGAGAUAUAUGCAAGUGGAGUUUGCGACGUUCUCUCCGUUCCAAGAGGCGUAGCCUGCUCCCUUCUCGUCACAAAUAACUGGAGCUUCACCGCCGCCGCCGCCGAUGCCGCUGCCGAUGAUGAUGGAAUUGGAGAGAGAAACCCCGAUCCGGCCUCGAUCUGCAGGAUUUGCUACGACGAGACCCGCCCUGAGAAGAUGGCCUCCGCCUCCUGCGACCAUCUCUUCUGCGCAGAGUGCUGGAGAAAAUACAUCGCGACGGCGCUCAACUACGGCGCCGCCUGCCUGACGCUGCCCGAUCCCUAA